AUGUUAUUUAUCACCGUUACACGUGUGAUGAAUGGCCCUGAUUCGGGUGCAACUUAUCAUGCGUUGGUGUUGGUUCCCACGGCGCAAAUCCUGGGAGGCCCUGACCUCCACGUGGACCGCGGCAGCACCAUCAACCUCACGUGCAUCAUCAAGUACAGCCCCGAGCCGCCUGCGUAUAUCUUCUGGUAUCACCACGACGAGGAGCAGCCGCCCUCUCGCCUGCGGUUGAUGGCUCUCGUCGAACUGCGCAUCACUUUCAACGUCUUCUCUCAGGUGCCCCUUCGCCUGCCUGCCCCGCCCCCUUCCCGCCCCCACAGCGCGCUCGUGUGCUUGGCUGGCACCAAGCCGCACUUCGGCGGCAGUAUUCUGGAGAGGCCUUCGCGUAAAAAGAAGUGA
Gryllus bimaculatus (two-spotted cricket) is the source of this 396-nucleotide messenger RNA. The record is from the annotation of a GenBank genome assembly. NCBI's taxonomy places the organism in Eukaryota, Metazoa, Arthropoda, Insecta, Orthoptera, Gryllidae.